GCAAGCUCUGGGAGUUGGUGAUGGACAGGGAGGCCUGGUGUGCUGCAGUCUAUGGGGUCCCAAAGAGUCAGACAUGACUGAGCGAUUGAACUGAACUGGACCUAGAUGCAAUGAUGGGGACCCUUCCUGGUUAUAUUCCUUUAUUUAUAAGCCUUUAGCUUUGCCUCGUCUGUGCAGACCCUGGACUGGGACCAGAUGCAGAGAUGAAUCAACCAGACACUUAGCCACUCACGGGUGAGAAGGACAAGGUACAGAAGCACAGGGAAGGGGUCCUAACCCAGGGGAGCGGGGAGAGAGAUGGGCAUGGAGAAGGCACCUCCACCUGGCUUCCCUCAUGCAAGCAGGGUGCCUGAGAGCUCUGGCCCGGGGCCCUCUUCUGGCAUUGACACUCAGCUGCACUUAAGACAAGUUACUUCAAAACUCUGGUUUUCAGUUCCUCAUCUGGGAAAUGAGGGUAAUAGUAUUGGUUGCCUCAAAGGGUUGUCCAGAGAAUUCGAUGAGAUGGUUCAUGUAAGACUGCUUGCCCUGGGAAGUGGGCACCAUUAGCAUCCCCACCUUUCAGAUGAGGCACAGAGAGGUGAAGCAACCUGCCCACAGCCACACAGCAAGUAGAGAGCACACCCAAGUCAUCUGGCUCCUAAGUCUGUGCUCUCAACCAUCUUCCCUACUGCGCUGCUCCUAGUGUGCUGUGCUUGGUUGAUCAGUCGUCUCUGAUUCUUUGCAACCCCAUGGACUAUAUAAGCCACCAGGCUCCUCUGUCCAUGGGGAUUCUCCAGGCAAGAAUACUGGAGUGGGUUGCCCCACCCUCUCUAGGGCAUCUUCCCAACCCAGGGAUCGAGCCCAGGUUUCUGCAUUGUAAGCAGAUCCUUUACCAUUUGAACCACCACAGAAGCCCGUCCCGCUCUUACAAGGGGCUCGUGUACCUGUUCGCUCGGAUAUGACUCUGAAAGAUUGUUAGGCAGAGAGUGAUCAGGAGGAGGGGGCAACAUGGGCAGAUAGUCCUGCAUGGACAAAGGCUUGAGGAGCACUCAGAUUCAGGCGCGAUGGAGAGCAGGGUGUAGGUGGAGAGCCAUCAGACAGGACAGCCAAGGCUGGAGGUGGGAAACUGGGGCUGGAGUUGUAGGUGGGAGAAGAGUGUUGGUGUGGGAUGAGGGCGCCGGGCAGGGCUGGGGUGUGAGGCUGUUGGACUCAGGUUUACCUCGGCUCAGUCUAGCAGCUUCGGGCCAGUGUAGGCUCUGGGCCCCAGAGGAGCCACCCUCCACCCACCUGAUAUUUCCUGGAUUCCAGCUGCAGCUUCUGCAGGCAAAGGAGCCCUUGUGGUCAGAGGGGCCUCUGGAGCCCAGGCGGGGAGACUCCUUCCCUCCCUCCCUGGCACACACACCUCCAUUCAGCCUGGCCCCGCCUUCCAAGGGGGCUGACCCCACGUUAGUGGGGGGCCCGCCUGACUGGGAGGCUGGGCCAGCAGGCAUCGAGGUUAAUAAGACCUGGCCCCCACCGGCCCCCACGACUGUGCUGCUACUGCCCGUGUGCCAGAACCAUGAGGGCACUCAGUGGUCCCCGCCCCGUGCUCUGUGGCCUGUUGCUGCUGCUGUUCCAGGCCCCAUGUGCCUCUGGCCUCGCCCCGCUGUCCAGAGGGCACCUCUGCUGGACCCGGCCCACCGACCUGGUGUUCGUCGUCGACAGCUCACGCAGCGUGCGGCCCGUGGAGUUUGAGAAGGUGAAGGUGUUCCUAUCCCAGGUCAUCGAGUCACUGGACGUGGGGCCCAAUGCCACCCGCGUGGGCCUGGUCAACUACGCCAGCUCCGUGAAGCAGGAGUUCCCGCUGCGGGCCCACAGCUCCAAGGCUGAGCUGCUGCAGGCCGUGCGCCGCAUCCAGCCGCUGUCCACGGGCACCAUGACGGGUCUGGCCAUCCAGUUCGCCAUCACCAAGGCCUUAAGCGAUGCAGAGGGUGGUCGCCCCAGGUCCCCCGACAUUAGCAAGGUGGUCAUCGUGGUCACGGACGGGAGGCCCCAGGACAGCGUGCGGGACGUGUCUGCGCGGGCCCGGGCCGGCGGCAUCGAGCUGUUCGCCAUCGGCGUGGGCCGCGUGGACAAAGCCACGCUGCAGCAGAUUGCCAGCGAGCCGCAGGACGAGCACGUCGACUACGUGGAGAGCUACAGCGUUAUCGAGAAGCUGUCCAAGAAGUUCCAGGAGGCCUUUUGCUUGGUGUCAGAUCUGUGUGCCACGGGCGACCAUGACUGUGAGCAGGUGUGUGUCAGCUCCCCGGGCUCCUACACCUGUGCCUGCCGCGAGGGCUUCACCCUGAACAGUGACGGCAAGACCUGCAAUGUCUGCAACGGUGGCGGGGGCAGUUCGGCUACUGACCUGGUCUUCCUCAUUGAUGGGUCCAAGAGUGUGCGGCCGGAGAACUUUGAGCUGGUGAAGAAGUUCAUCAACCAGAUUGUGGACACGCUGGAUGUAUCGGACAAGUUGGCCCAGGUGGGGCUGGUACAGUACUCAAGCUCUGUGCGCCAGGAGUUCCCGUUGGGCCGCUUCCACACCAAGAAGGACAUCAAGGCAGCUGUGCGGAACAUGUCCUACAUGGAGAAGGGCACCAUGACUGGGGCUGCCCUCAAGUACCUCAUCGAUAAUUCCUUCACUGUGUCCAGCGGGGCUAGGCCUGGUGCCCAGAAGGUGGGCAUUGUCUUCACUGAUGGCCGGAGCCAGGACUACAUUAACGAUGCUGCCAAGAAAGCCAAGGACCUUGGCUUUAAAAUGUUUGCUGUGGGUGUGGGCAAUGCCGUGGAGGAUGAGCUGAGGGAAAUCGCCUCGGAGCCCGUGGCAGAGCACUAUUUUUACACAGCUGACUUCAAGACCAUCAACCAGAUUGGCAAGAAGUUGCAGAAGAGGAUCUGUGUGGAGGAAGACCCGUGUGCUUGCGAGUCCAUCGUGAAAUUCCAGACCAAAGUGGAGGGGCUGCUGCAGGCCCUGACCCGGAAGCUGGAAGCUGUGAGUAAGCGGCUGGCCAUCCUGGAGAACAGAAUCGUCUAAGCCCGCCUGUCCCCAGUGCAGCUCACGGAGCCCUGCGUGUGUCCCCUGGAGCCCAAGUUUAGUCUAGCUUUGCCAGUUCAGCGAGAGGGGUUUGGGAGGUGGGGUCCCAGGACAGGACUGGGCUUUUUCCUCUCUCACCCUUCGAGCCUGGGGGGAGUGUGCGUUUGAGUGUGUGUGUGCUGGGAGAGUGUGCCUGUUCGGGAGCGCACGCGUGUAUGUGUGUGUGUGUGUGUGUGUGUGUGUGUACACCCAAGGGUAGGCAUGUGACUAGGAACAUGAGUGAGAACACAGGGGUGAGUGUGGGAGGAACUGCGUUUGCAUUUUUUUUUAAUCAAAAGCUUAAUAUAUUCCUGUUUGUUUUUUUCAGUUCACUCUUUCUUGACUGUGAGUGCUGUGAAUUUCUUUUCUGGUUUCUGUAUUCCCUUUUGAAAAACCAUUAAAUGUGAUUUAACGUAAGCAGUGAA
Messenger RNA from Bubalus bubalis (water buffalo), 3495 nucleotides. RefSeq names its product matrilin 1 (gene MATN1). The coding region runs from base 1538 to 3031 and encodes 497 amino acids. The transcript has 8 exons. Lineage: Eukaryota; Metazoa; Chordata; Mammalia; Artiodactyla; Bovidae. The record is from RefSeq and is a predicted model, not a curated record. Gene Ontology annotation, molecular function: calcium ion binding.